Messenger RNA from Cadophora gregata, 1106 nucleotides. RefSeq lists its product as uncharacterized. The record is from RefSeq and is a predicted model, not a curated record. The transcript has 2 exons. Gene Ontology annotation, molecular function: carbon-sulfur lyase activity. NCBI's taxonomy places the organism in Eukaryota, Fungi, Ascomycota, Leotiomycetes, Helotiales, Ploettnerulaceae. Bases 157 to 951 code for a protein of 264 amino acids.
AAAAAUUCGCAAGGAUUUCGCGAAACGUCUUUUUAAAAGCCAUCAGAAAUUCAUAUCAGAUUCUAUAUCCAAUAUUUGCUUCUGCGGUCCUUGAUUCUCUAUCAACCUUGAGGAUAAUCGCUGUAAUUCACAUCUCCAGGAACACCAAAACUCAAAAUGGGAGACAUCUCAGCUGCUUCACCAGCACCUCUGAUAACACAUAUCGUGUUGUUCAAAUACAAACCUGACAUCACGUGGACGGAUUUAGAAGCACAUUUCGAUGUCUUCUUACAAUUACCUCAAAAAUGCUUGAAUGAGGAUGGAAAGCCAUACAUGGUCUCCAUGAGAGCUGGCAAAAACCAAUCCUGGGAACCCUUCUCCAAAAACCUCACCCACGGCUUCGUCCUCGAAUUCGCCAGCCAAUCCGACCUAGACUACUACCUCACCACCGACCCCGUGCACCUCGCCUUCUCCGCCGCCGCCAAACCCCUCAUAGAAGACAGCGUCGUCCUCGACAUCCACGACGGCGUGCUCUUCGGGCCCUCACCACGCGCUCCACCAAACCAGACCAAAACCUACCAGGGCUCCUGCCACUGCCAAUCCGUCGCGUGGGAAGCGACCCUCACGGACGCAAAGCACAUUCUGUGUCAUUGCGGCACGUGCCAGAAACUUGGGGGUGGACCCUAUAGUUUGAAUGCGAUUAUUGACAGGAAGGAGUUGACAAUUUUGAAGGGGGAGGAGGAAUUGAAGGUUUAUACCUAUAAGGGGGAUUCCGGCAAGGAGGUUAGGUGUUAUUAUUGUGGGAAUUGUACGAGUCAUGUUUAUCAUCAGCAGGAGAUUAUGGGGGAGAAGAUUAUUGUGAGGACUAUUCUUUUGGAGGGUGGGAGCGAAUUGAGUGUUGGUGGGGAGAUUUUUGGAGAGGGGAAGUUGGGGUGGGUGAGGGAGUUGGGGAAGGUGUUGGAUAGUGCUUAGAUCGUUUUGAGAAGUCAGGUGCUCGGAAAAGUUUAGGAGUUGAAAUGUCAAGAUGACAGCAAGAUAUAGAAUGAUAGCAGCCGCUUACGCAUCGUCGGGUCUACUUAGGAGCUCAGGUUGGCGUUAGAAUUAUUGGUCGGUCAUAUUCAAAUUUC